Triticum turgidum subsp. durum (durum wheat) is the source of this 1020-nucleotide messenger RNA. The record is from the annotation of a GenBank genome assembly. Lineage: Eukaryota; Viridiplantae; Streptophyta; Magnoliopsida; Poales; Poaceae.
AUGGUUGCUAGCAAGGAAGAAGAUCCAGGCAGAAAGGUAGAAGGCAAGACGGCCGCCGACGAGGAAAAAGCUCCGGGCAGGGAGGACGGUGGAGACUGCAGCCGCUGGCAAGGAAGAAGAUUUGGGUGGAUUGGAAGGUUAGCCGCCGAUGAGCAAGAAGGGAGACAGCGCAUAGGUCGCGAGUACUAUGAGGAACCACGAGUGUUUCGUGAUGGCCCUCCUCCUCGUCUUGCACGAGAAAGGUCUGUCUCACCACGGCGCUUCGAGGGAGAGCUGUCUAGCCGCCGUGGUGAGCUCCGCAGAAUCCGUGACGACAACCAACAUCUGGUGGAUGAAAUUGUUGGACUCAGGCAAGCAAUGUCUCGUUUGAAAGAAGAUCUCCAUUCCUCAAGUCAGGUUAUACCUAAGCUCCGUGCUGAGAAAGAACUUGAAUCGAGGGAGCUGACUCAGAGGAAUCUGAAGCUGGAAGCUGAGCUACGCUCUUUAGAACCCCUUAGGCAGGAUGCCCUUCAGCUACGAUCUGAAGCAGGCUCGCUAGAGUCUUUGAGGCAAGAGCUCAACGCAAAGGUGCAGGGUCUGACAAAGGAGCUUGAGCAACAGAGCUCUGAAAACCAGCGCAUACCUGCCAUGAUAGCUGAACGUGAUGAUCUGCGGCAGGAACUAAUUCGUGCUAGGGCGGCUCUUGAUUAUGAGAAGAAUGCAAAGCCAGAGCUGAUGGCACAGGUGCAGGCAGUGGAGAAGGAUCUUGUGAGUAUGGCUCAGGAGUCUGAGAAGCUUAGGGCUGAAAUUGAGAAGAGAAGGGCACAACCACCUAGGGUCAGCGGCUAUGGAGCUUACGGACCACCUCCUGGGAUGGGCCUGCAAGGCAUGUACGACAGCGGCUAUAAUACCUACACAGACAGGCGCCACGUCGGCGUUCAUUGUCGGGACAAAUUACCUGAUAUCUCUGGUACUGAAGCUUGUGGGUGCUGGUACCUUGUUCAGAAGAUUGUAACCCUGGAUGCGCAUUGGCCACUUUAG